AUGAACGGAGGAGGCAGAGGAAGAGGAGAGUCCGGUGGAGAUAGAGGCCGAGGUGGAGGCCAGAGAGGGGGUGAAGGGAGAGGCGGCGACUACCGAAAUGGCACCAACGCUCACGGAAGGGGAUUCGAGAGUGGAGAUCAGCGCAACAGAUAUCGUGGAGGAGGAUCCUUUGGGGGAGGAGGCAGAGGAGGCAUGGGUGGAGGAGGUUUCGGCUCUGUUUUACCCGUAAUGCGCGGUCCUCUGAAGUGUCUUUCCAAUCACUGCGGAUUAGUCGUGUCGCGCCGCAAACAAGGGCUGGCUUUAUGGAAGCACUUCGUGGACUUCAAAGCGAAAGCAGAGCCUGGGAAGAAGCGUAUGCUCUCGUAUGAGGCGCGUCGUGAACUUCUUGACGAGUUCUUGGAUGGUCUGGUUGCCCUGGACCACCUCAAGAGGGAGGAGCGAUCUCUCAUUCUAUACGACGGAGAUCACCUUCUCGUCUUUAUGGGGAAACUUGAAUAUUUGAUCAUGAAUCAUGCUGCAGUUCAAGAGGGGUACCAAAUGUUCAACGGGGUCAAUUUCUUCAAGGACCUGCCUGAGAACUUUUUUCCUCUACGCGGACAAAAUAAAGCCUUCCAGAUAUGGGACGGUUUCUCCCAAGCUGUGGCGCCGUAUCAAACGUCAGGAGCGCUGAGCUGGAACGCGGUAUUCAAUCUUCGUGCGUGUACUGCAACGAAGGCCAUUCCCCUCGUCAAGUAUAUUGAGAUCCAGGCAUCCGCUAUUGCGAAAAGGAUGGUGGACUUGUCCACUGACAAAGGCUGCCGAGCCCUGAUGGCCGAUGCGGAAGUGAUGAGAAGGCUCAAUAAACGUCUGAGAGGGACGAAAGUGGAGUCUUUCCAUAUUCUCAAUCGAGACACAAAACGGCCAGAGAAGAGGGUUUACAAGCUGAAGGAAUUGAUGACCUUCUCUGCGAGCAGUGAGGAGAGCCGUUUUGAUUUGCAGGAUGGCAGAACAGUUACGGUGCUGCAGCAUUUUCAGGAAUCAUAUCCUCAUGUAUCUGGUAUUCCGCCGUUCCAGCUACUAAUCAACACGCGCAGCAAAAAUCGCCCCGCGUAUUUGCCGAUCUCCAUCGUCACGCUCAAACAUCAGCCAGUCCGGGAGGGCAUCACUGAUGAGGAUCGUGCGCAGAUCGCAGAACACAUGAUCAUGCCUCCUCGAAAUCGCGUGGCAAAGAGUGAGCAGCUGUUAAGCCUUGUCUUUGGGCCGCAGGGAGGCUCAGCUACGAAGGUUCUCGAUGCUUUUGGCGUAGUGCUGCAGCGUGAAGCAAAGACAGCAGAAGGGAAAGUCCUUGAAUCUCCUCUCAUCAAGUACCGCGAAGUCCCAGGCGGAAUCCCAGGCAGGUCGACGAAAACAAUCCGCCCAGCUCAGGGCGACUGGAAUUUGCGGGACGCAGCCUUCUGCCGUGGCACAGUGUGCCGAGUCUGGGCAUUGUAUUCGUUCGUUGAGACCAAUCAAAAUGUUAUUGAGAAGUUGGCAAGAGUCCUGAAAGCUCAGGGCGCAACGUACGGUGUUAAUUUGACGACCAAACCGGGACUGGGCGCUUACACGAGAAGCGAUCGGCGCGCUAUGCUGGACCAGUUUGCCGCCUUUGUUGCUCUUGCAAAGACCAAGGGUUGCGAACUCCUCUUCGUGAUUCUAAAUGAACGCGUUUCCAUGGAAAUAUAUCAAAUUGUGAAGUCAUGCACGGACGUUAACUUCCCGUCGCAGUGUUUAAACGGACGACACAAAUGCAUUGAAGCGAUCUUCCGUGGAGACAACCCAAAUCCGCAGUAUUUCGCAAAUGUAAUGUCCAAAGUGAACAUGAAACUGCAAGGAGUGAAUCAGACCCUUGAGGCGGAUAUACUCAAGCAGGAAAUAGGAAUGGACAAGAGUACAUUGGUCUUAUCAGUAGAAACAUCCUUCUUUUCAAAUCCAAGUAAACCACGCCCCCCCCCUACAGCGCCCGUGGUGUGUGCUUGUACGGGCAACGUAGAUGAUGAUCUCGGGGUGUUCGGUCAUGCUGUUUGCGUCGAAUCUCGAAAGGAGCCCAUUGUGACAGAUAUUGGAAAGAUGUUUAGGAUGAUUCUUUCUUAUCGAAAGACAGCCAAGAACUGGCCGGCGCGAAUUAUUUAUCUUCGAUCUGCCACCACAGAAGCACAUUUCCCUCUUGUAUUGGCAGGCGAAAUUCGAGCGAUCGAGGAGUUGUAUGUUCGUGAAAACCGUCCGAAGCCUCGAAUCCUCGCGGUGGCAGUUCAAAAGCGCCAGCAAACACGCUUAUUUCCCACGAAGGAAAUGCAGUCGCAGGGAAACAACCUGCCCCCUGGGUUCUUGCUUGCGGAUUCUCUCCAACAUCCAGGACAGUUCCGAAACUUCUUGUUGAUCUCCCAUAAAGCACUCCAAGGGACAGCCCGUCCAACACGGUAUUACAUUUUGAGAGACGAUGCGAACCGGGACAUCGAACGAGUUGCCCAGCUUAUGUACUCCCUUUGCCACGCAUAUGGCCGCUGCCAGCGUGCGGUUUCCAUUCCCGCCCCCAUCUAUUACGCUGAACUGCUCGCGGCAAGAGCUCAAAGCUACAUGAAGGUUGGAAUGCGUAGAGAAAGAAAUAUAGAUAUGGAUGAUCUUUCUCACCUCAGUGGCGAAAGUGGGGAAAAGAUACUUGCUGAGACCCGGCAGUUUGCCGACGAGUAUUUAAGAAGCACGGCAGCCAGGGUGACCCCGAUGGUGUUUUGCUGA
Messenger RNA from Neospora caninum, 2751 nucleotides. RefSeq lists its product as hypothetical. Bases 1 to 2751 code for a protein of 916 amino acids. Gene Ontology annotation, molecular function: protein binding; nucleic acid binding. NCBI's taxonomy places the organism in Eukaryota, Apicomplexa, Conoidasida, Eucoccidiorida, Sarcocystidae. The record is from RefSeq and is a predicted model, not a curated record. The transcript has 7 exons.